Archocentrus centrarchus (flier cichlid) is the source of this 1362-nucleotide messenger RNA. RefSeq names its product alcohol dehydrogenase class-3. The transcript has 9 exons. The coding region runs from base 60 to 1190 and encodes 376 amino acids. NCBI's taxonomy places the organism in Eukaryota, Metazoa, Chordata, Actinopteri, Cichliformes, Cichlidae. Gene Ontology annotation, molecular function: zinc ion binding; alcohol dehydrogenase (NAD+) activity; S-(hydroxymethyl)glutathione dehydrogenase [NAD(P)+] activity. Gene Ontology annotation, biological process: formaldehyde catabolic process. Gene Ontology annotation, cellular component: cytosol. The record is from RefSeq and is a predicted model, not a curated record.
GUUUAACUCCUUUACGGCUGCUCACUGGCCCGCCCUGCUCUUCUGUCGAAGCAGCGAGCAUGGAAACAGCUGGUAAAGUAAUCAAGUGCAAGGCAGCUGUUGCCUGGGAACCUGGGAAGCCUCUUUCUAUUGAAGAGGUGGAGGUAGCCCCACCUAAGGCCCAUGAAGUUCGCAUUAAGAUCUUUGCUACAGGCGUGUGUCAUACAGAUGCCUACACUCUGAGUGGCAGUGACCCUGAGGGCCUUUUCCCUGUCAUCUUGGGACACGAGGGUGCUGGAAUAGUUGAAAGUGUUGGUGAAGGUGUUACCAAGUUCAAGCCAGGUGACACUGUCAUCCCGCUGUACGUGCCUCAGUGUGGUGAAUGCAAAUUCUGCAAAAAUCCCAAGACUAACCUUUGCCAGAAAAUUAGGGUAACCCAGGGUCAGGGUCUGCUUCCUGAUAAGACCUCACGCUUUACUUGCAAGGGAAAGCAAGUGUAUCACUUCAUGGGGACCAGUACUUUUUCUGAGUACACUGUAGUGGCUGACAUCUCUCUGGCCAAGGUCAAUGAGAAUGCUCCACUGGAUAAAGUGUGCCUUCUUGGAUGUGGCAUUUCUACAGGAUAUGGUGCUGCUCUUAACACUGCCAAGGUUGAAGCAGGUUCCACAUGUGCUGUGUUUGGCCUUGGAGCUGUGGGCUUGGCUGUUAUAAUGGGCUGCAAGGCUGCUGGAGCAACCAGGAUCAUCGGUGUGGACAUCAAUCCUGUGAAGUUUGACAAAGCUAAGGAGUUUGGAGCCACUGAGUUCAUAAACCCGAAGGACCACAGCAAGCCAAUCCAGGAGGUUGUGGUGGAGCUGACAGAUGGGGGUGUGGACUACUCAUUUGAGUGCAUUGGAAAUGUGCAAACUAUGAGAGCUGCUCUGGAGGCAUGCCACAAAGGUUGGGGUGAAAGUGUCAUCAUUGGUGUAGCUGGAGCUGGACAGGAAAUCUCCACCAGACCAUUCCAGCUGGUGACAGGACGCGUGUGGAGAGGCACGGCCUUUGGAGGCUGGAAGAGUGUGGAGAGCGUUCCUAAACUGGUGGAAGAUUACAUGAGUAAGAAGCUGAAGGUGGAUGAGUUUGUGACCCACACACUGCCCUUUGAGAAGAUCAAUGAGGGAUUUGACCUCAUGCACGCUGGAGAGAGUAUCCGCACAGUGCUGACUUUCUGAAGUGCCUGAAAUUAAAUCCUUCACAUCCAGCCUUUCAACAGUUUCCUGCCGCAGUUAAAGCACUUAUUUCUCAGCACUUGUUUUGAUAGCAUAACUUUGACAGAUGUUUUUGCUAACAGCAAGAUAUGUUUGAAGUAAUCAUUUCAAUAAAAACUUCUGUUUUUGUGUUUGA